Molecule: messenger RNA, 1497 nt
Organism: Tigriopus californicus
Lineage: Eukaryota; Metazoa; Arthropoda; Copepoda; Harpacticoida; Harpacticidae
Exons: 2
Coding region: 308-1318 (336 amino acids)
Source: RefSeq, a predicted model, not a curated record
ACAGGACAGCUUCAAAGUUCGAGUUUGCGUGAAUUCCUUGUCACAGGCACCACCAUUGAACACAAAUUUAGAUGGGCCUCGCCACAGCUGACUCUAGGCCUCACGAUUGUUUUUGAGUGAGAUGUAGCUAAGCGUGAGCGUUCCUUUGGUGGCACACCUGGAUUUGCUUUAUGAAGUGUUUGAGGGGUGACAAUUUGACAGGAUGUGCCUAAAUGGCGAAGGCGAAGAGGUCCAUGCGAACGAAAAAUAAUCGUAUUCAAAAGCUCAAUAGAGCUGAGACAAGGUUUUCCCCGAUUAGACAGCAAGAAUGGCUCCCCACGACAAAGAGAAUCCCACUUACACAAAUUGGGCUUUGCUCACCUUGAGUGGGAACACUACAGUUCUAAGACUCCAUCAAAAAGACUUCAACUACCAGCUACAACGCAACUUUAAUACGUUAACUGAUUCAUCAUCUUUACGCCUUACCAUUAGUUCGAUAACUUACACGCCAACAAUUCUUGUCAACGCUACACUGAAUGGUUCUCAAGAAAAGCAGGGCGACCUCAUAUCACUAUUAACUGAAUUUGCAAGGGAAAACAAGACUCUAGUCACCUUCAGCGAAGAUCGAUUUCAAGUGGUUGAUGUUUUGCCUUCGAGUGGCAUUAUGGCCCCGAAGCUAAUGUUUCCCUCUCCUUCCUUGGUGAGCACAAUAAUCUACGCCGGAGUUUGGGCUCUAUUGGUGCUGUUUCUUUUUGUUUGCUCGAUGACAUUGGUUUGGCAUUAUUUCAUCACCAAAAGAACAACAGGGACAUCCUCCAAGACUAAUAGUUCUAACGCAAUGUUAGAGCAACCUGAAAAUUAUGCUCCAUUUCAUCAACCAAUCUACCAAUUCGAACCAAGUCCGACAAGAUACUAUCAUGGUUUCACAACGGGUCUCCAUCAAAAUCUACAUCCUGAGGACGCUUUCAAUUUGAACACCCAUGUUGAUGCACCUCUGGCUUUAUUGGAAGAGGAAGAUGGUUUAAACUCCUAUGAAAAGUUAAAACAGGCGGAGCGGAAAGAAUCGCCAAGAAAUUCAAUGAAAACAAAACCUGAUAAGAUUAGGCUCCUUAAUUUCCAUCGCCAUAGCGGAGGUGGCUUCUUACCAAUGCACUCUGUAUUUGGAGCAACCAGUUCGGACUAUACAUCGUCAUCAACGCAAGCACAAACAAAUGCUAAACAAUGGGAGGAUCUAAAUCCUUUGUCAAAUCAGCUUGAACUUACCCAAGAGCAAAUUUACAAAGACAUUGAACCAAUUUUGAAAAACUUGGGUCUAUCAGUAGCGCCCUCCAGGUGGUGAAAAGGAACUUGAAAUGUUACACAAUAUAUCGAAGUUGAUGAUUUAUUUCUUGGUUGGGUGGUAAUGCAGGUAAUAAUGGUAAUUAUACCUCAAGUGUGAAAAAUGAAUUAUUAGUUAUUAUGAUUUUGUCACAGAAAACAAAGUUAAUGAAUGCGGCAAUGUGCCUUCAGUCCAUGAGA